UCUCCACACUGAAGCACCAGCACCAGGCCACGACCAUGGAUCUCUCUAGAAAUUAGAAAAUUAAAAAAAAAAAAAAACGAUUUAAUAAAUACGAAGCUGAAAAUGGCUUUUUUACGCCACGUUACCCCUCACUCUCUUACUCACUCCCUUCACUGCUCUUCUCCUUUCUCUUCUAAAUUCUCUCCUCUCAGAACUCGCUUGUCGUUCUCUGCCAAAGCGACCGCUGUAAUGGCUUCCUCUGAUAAGAAGGUUUUGGUGCCGAUUGCCAAUGGAACGGAGCCGAUGGAGGCUGUGAUAACUAUCGAUGUGCUAAGGAGAGCCGGCGCCGUUGUCACUGUAGCUUCUGUUGAGAAGCAGCUUCGAGUUGAAGCUGGUCACGGCGUCAGGAUCAUCGCCGAUGAUCUCAUUUCUGAUUGCUCCGACACCGAUUAUGAUCUCAUAACUUUACCUGGGGGCAUGCCAGGUGCUACAAACCUUAAAAAUUCUGCUGCUUUAGAAAGCAUGGUGAAGAAGCAGGCUGCAAAUGGGCGACUUUAUGCAGCAGUUUGUGCUUCUCCUGCAGUGGCUCUUGGUUCAUGGGGCGUGCUUAAGGGAUUGAAAGCAACUUGCUACCCAUCAUUUAUGGAGCAGCUGCAAUCUUGUGCAACAGCUGUUGAAUCAAGAGUGCAGCAGGAUGGUGUAGUUGUCACAAGUCGUGGACCUGGCACUACCAUGGAGUUUGCUGUUGCACUGGUUGAGCAAUUGUAUGGGAAAGAAAAGGCGAAUGAAGUUUCCAGUCCUCUGGUGAUGCGUACCAAUCAUGGAGAUGAAUAUACCAUAAAGGAGCUAAAUCCAGUGAAGUGGACAUUUGACAGUAUUCCUCAGAUUCUUGUGCCUAUUGCUAAUGGUACAGAGGAAAUGGAAGCUAUUAUGAUAAUUGAUAUACUAAGACGUGCUAAAGCCAAUGUUGUGGUGGCCUCUGUUGAGGACAAGCUGGAAAUUUUGGCUUCUCGUAAAGUUAAACUGGAGGCAGAUAUGCUCCUUGAUGAGGCUGCUAAGCUUUCAUAUGACCUAAUUGUCUUACCAGGUGGGUUGGGUGGUGCCCAAGCAUUUACAGCCUCUGAAAAACUGGUAGAUAUGCUAAAAAAGCAGAGGGAAUCAAAUAGACCAUAUGGAGCAAUAUGUGCAUCUCCAGCUUUAGUAUUGGAGCCUCAUGGCUUGCUCAAGGGUAAAAAAGCCACAGCAUUUCCCGCAAUGUGUGAUAAGCUGUCAGACAAGAGUGAAGCUGAAAACAGGGUUGUGGUUGAUGGCAACCUCAUAACUAGUAGAGGGCCUGGAACGUCGAUGGAGUUUGCCUUGGCAAUAGUGGAGAAAUUCUUUGGACGCCAGAAAGCAAUUGAGCUUGCAAAGACGAUGCUUUUCACACGCCCAUAGAGCUUGUGUCUGUGUGACUACGUGCCCUCUACUAUUUGGAACAUGAUAAUGCUAUAGAGAGAGACUUGAAUUCCAGUUGCAGUAUGAAUUCAGGUUGCGGUUAUAGUGUAUAACUUUGUGUUGGUAAAUAAAUAAGUUUAUGAGGUCUGCAAAAUGAUUUAGAGUCCCCCAUUUAGCAGCAGUUUUGAGGUUCCAUGGAUAAGCUAUUAAAACAAAACAGUGCCAACUCUGGCCAAGAGAGCAGCCUUCUCAUGGAUAAGCUGAGGCCAUCUUCUUUCCAAGAGUUGUAUGAAAUUGGGUUGCGCAGUUACUGUCAUGAAAAAUUAGUUCAAAAGUAAAGGUAAAAUAAGUCGAUUGCGAGGCAA
Messenger RNA from Manihot esculenta (cassava), 1778 nucleotides. Its product is annotated as protein DJ-1 homolog B. The record is from RefSeq and is a predicted model, not a curated record. Lineage: Eukaryota; Viridiplantae; Streptophyta; Magnoliopsida; Malpighiales; Euphorbiaceae. Gene Ontology annotation, biological process: protein deglycation, glyoxal removal; guanine deglycation, glyoxal removal. Gene Ontology annotation, cellular component: nucleus; cytosol. Bases 103 to 1413 code for a protein of 436 amino acids. Gene Ontology annotation, molecular function: protein deglycase activity. The transcript is spliced from 8 exons.